Molecule: messenger RNA, 1428 nt
Organism: Pediculus humanus corporis (human body louse)
Lineage: Eukaryota; Metazoa; Arthropoda; Insecta; Psocodea; Pediculidae
Product: class B secretin-like G-protein coupled receptor GPRmth3, putative
Exons: 6
Coding region: 1-1428 (475 amino acids)
Source: RefSeq, a predicted model, not a curated record
AUGUUUAGUUUUCUGAUACUGGGAAUUGCACUCGUGACGUCACCCAUCAAAGGAACAAACGAUUUAAAUGUUCAAAUACCGUUGAACAGAAUAAUUGUUAAUAAAUGUUGCGAAAAAAACGAAAUAAUGGAUUUUCAUCAUCAUUGUUUAAAAGUGAAAGAAAGUGACGUUCAAGUUUGGUCGCCAAUAUUCAGCGAUGAUUCUGGAAAGCAUAAUUUACAAAUAGAUUUUAAAAUCGUGACUGGAUUCCCCGCGUGUAAAACGUCACAACAAUGGCCAAUUUAUCAUUUUCAAAAUUCAACGGAUCGUUUGUUUUUACUUCCAAGUGGAUACCUUCGACAUUAUCCUCGUUACGAAGAAAAAGAUCCUGAUGAAACUGUUACGCAGUCACCAUUGCUACCUGAUGGUGAACCUAGGUAUUAUGAUUAUUCACAGGGUUCUUAUUGUUUAGACAAGGCUUUAAUUAAUAUGACUAAUUCCAUCGUGACUGCACAAGGAGCUGUUGUUUGCGUUCCUGAAAUACCUGUGACGUGGGAGGACACUGAUUUUAUUAUGAGAAAAAUAUUAAAUCCGAUAUUUCAUGCCAUCGCCAUACUUUUAUUUCUUGCCAUAGCCAUUAUUUAUUUUGUUUUACCUCCUCUAAGAGAUUUAGUUGGUAAUAUUUUAACAUCUUUAAUGAUUUGCCUUAUUAUUUUUGAAAUCGGAGAGCUGAUAACGGUUUUUACGAGAUUCACAAAUCACGUGAGUUUUUUAGUCGCCGAUAUUAUAUCUAACGUCAGCCUCGUCGCUGCUUUUUUUUGGUUGAAUUCUUUUGGAUAUUACAUUUGGAAAACUUUUAGAUCGAGAAAUGUAUUUUUAAGAGUAACCGACGGUAAAAAAUAUUGUUAUUAUUCCAUGUAUGUGUGGGGAACAACUGGAGCCAUGUGUGCAUUAGCUUUAACAGCACAUUUCCUGUUGGAAAAUGAUAAAGACAUUACAAUCGCUUCACACGGUCAACAAUCUGUAGGGUGGCUUGGCAUGGCCAUGUUUUUCACUCCAAUAGCAUUCACCAUCAUCAUUAAUAUUUUUUUUUAUUUAGCAACUGGUCAAGCCAUUAGCAGAAUGUCCACUUACGGUAGAAUUCAUAAUAAAAUGAAAUUUAGUUUUAGUAUGUUUAUUAAAUUGUUUUUAAUAAUGGCGUCAUGUUGGCUUCUUAUGCUCUUAUCAUGGCUUCCUUACGAUGCUCUGGAUUAUUGUUACAUAGCAUCAAAAGCCGUCGAAGCUCCCCUAAUAUUUAUUAUUUGCGUUCUCAGUCAAAAAAGAGUUCUUUACCUUUUACGAAAGGUUUGUUGUACCGAAAAUUGCAUUUUACCAUGUUGCAGACCGGAUGAUAACGAUCCAAGCGAUUGGGGAGAAGAAAUGAUGGCGAUGAACACUUAUCACUAUUGA